AUGAUACCCGCCCCCCGGGCGAGGAUUCACGGAGAACGGUUCCAUUCCCAGUGGACCCGGGAUGCAUACCAAUCCACGGUACGUGAGCAUCCCUGCGUUGCUUGCCAUCUGAGCGUUGAUUUUAAAGCCCAAUCCCACUCGGCCUGCCCCAGCUUUAGCGAACAAGCACGUGUCUUCUGCGUCAAGCUUGGUCGAGAAACUCUCGGCCCUGAGGAGUGUUAUGACGUCGUUAGUGGUUUCUGUCUUGACCAAUUCGCCGACUUGCUCGACCAGUUUAACGCAACGCAGGAUAUGUCUGACCGCCCUGUCCUCGAGCCAUACGAUUUGCAUAAACUUAAGAUAGAAAGACCAGACCGUGAUGGCAGCGGCCACUGCCUCGAAUGCAGCUCGUCCCCGGUCAGAGCCUUCCCCCGCUGGGACCGCAACGAAACGAGCAUACCCAGACAGGACCACUAUUGCCAGCGCAGUGGAUGUCACCAGUGCCAGAACAGAGCCGAAGCUAAACACUGUGACAUAUCCCUGUGCGGCUUUGCGUUCAAGCUUAGACAGCUCACGACCAUUAAACGUGGCUCCAUUCCACGACUUCGACAUGACACCCGCACGACACUGACAGAUCUUGAACCCAGACUCGUCGUGUUUCACUAA
This is a messenger RNA of Chondrus crispus (carragheen), 645 nucleotides long. RefSeq lists its product as hypothetical. The transcript has a single exon. NCBI's taxonomy places the organism in Eukaryota, Rhodophyta, Florideophyceae, Gigartinales, Gigartinaceae. The record is from RefSeq and is a predicted model, not a curated record. The coding region runs from base 1 to 645 and encodes 214 amino acids.